This is a messenger RNA of Adineta ricciae, 1032 nucleotides long. The record is from the annotation of a GenBank genome assembly. NCBI's taxonomy places the organism in Eukaryota, Metazoa, Rotifera, Eurotatoria, Adinetida, Adinetidae.
AUGACAACUCUAAAAGAAAAUAAAGUUGGUCUUCUCGACUUACCAACGGAGCUUCUAUAUCGGAUUUGCGAUUUUCUGGAUACAAAAACGAUCGUUCGAUCGAUUCGACAUGUUUGUACGCAACUAUUUGCUGUUACAGAAAGUUAUAAUCGAUAUAAGAUUCACGUUAACUCAAUUGCGAUGAAAAAUAUCUGCCGGAUUAUUCCAUUGGAAAAUGUUUUACUAUUAGAAAUCGAUGAUAACAACAGUGUAAUUAUCGACAUUCAUCGAUUCCAACGGCUUGAAACAUUAGUUCUUCAUCGUGUGGAUAUCAAUGAAGUCAAAUUGAUUUUACGGCAUGUGAUAAAGAAUUGUAACUUAAUUACAUUCUCUCUCGAUGUAAAUCCCUUAGAGAAUGUAGAUGAUUUAUUGAAUUUAGUAUCCAUGAUUCUCUUACAAUCCAGUCUUCGCCAAUGCAUUUUGAACUUUAAUCUGAACAACGUCGAACGAUUUCUAUGGCCGUUUUCGUGUCGAGCUACAAACCAUUCGCCUAAUUUACAUGCUCUCAUCAUGAACAAUUGUUGGAAAGUCGAAAUCAACGAGUCAUUCCUCACGAAAUCCUACACGCAAUUACAUUCUCUUACACUAAACGACCUCAAAAUCACAAUGGAUAAACUGGAAUACUGUCUUUCUCUGUUGUCCUCGUUAACUCAUCUGGAUCUUACGAGUUCGGGCAAGCCAUUCGAAUUUAUACAUCGUCUAUCUCAGUGGGAAUACUUUCUCCGGCUGAAAUUACCACGACUUGCUCAUUUGGAAUUCUGCAUCUUCUGCUAUUGCUGCGAUUGGAAUCAUUUUGAUAGAAUGAUCACUGCUUUUCGAAAUCCAUUUUGGCUGGAAGAAAAACGCUGGUUUGUCACGUGUCAAUUUCGUGACGAUUGGACAUCCAGUUUUACUGUUUUCACCUCAUCCAAACCAUCGACUCAUCGCUCUCCUGAUAAUCAUCAUUUUGACAGAAUCGUUUGUUCGAACUCGAUUGCUUCUGAACAACAAUAA